This is a messenger RNA of Corylus avellana, 1502 nucleotides long. RefSeq names its product IAA-amino acid hydrolase ILR1-like 3. Gene Ontology annotation, biological process: auxin metabolic process. Lineage: Eukaryota; Viridiplantae; Streptophyta; Magnoliopsida; Fagales; Betulaceae. Gene Ontology annotation, molecular function: IAA-Ala conjugate hydrolase activity. The record is from RefSeq and is a predicted model, not a curated record. Gene Ontology annotation, cellular component: endoplasmic reticulum.
AUGGAGUGGCUGCGUUUCGUCUUGUUAUUGUCAACGUUUCUGUGUCGCAUAAAAUGGGGUAUGGGGAGUGGUUCGGGAUCGGAACUGAGUCAACUCACUCGGGAGUUGUUGGAGUCGGCGAGGGAGGCGGAGUUCUUGGACUGGUUGACAAGUGUUCGGAGGAGAAUCCACGAGAACCCGGAGUUGGCCUUUGAGGAGUACGAGACGAGUCAACUUGUUAGAUCGGAGUUGGAGUCGCUGGGGAUCAAGUACUCGUCGCCGGUUGCCAAGACCGGGCUUGUGGCUUCUAUUGGGUCCGGCGCUCAACCCUGGUUCGCUCUCCGGGCUGACAUGGAUGCUCUCCCUAUCCAGGAAUUGGUAGAGUGGGAGUACAAGAGCAAGAACCCUGGCAAAAUGCAUGCUUGCGGCCAUGAUGCUCAUGUAACAAUGCUGCUUGGAGCCGCCAAAUUACUACAGCGCAGAAGCACUGAAUUAAAGGGGACUGUUAAGCUUGUUUUCCAACCUGGAGAAGAGAGUCAUGCCGGAGCUUUUUAUAUGUUAGAAGAGGGGGCACUAGAUAAGAUUCAAGCCAUUUUUGGAUUACAUGUUGCACCAGAAUUAGCCACUGGCACAAUUGGCUCAAGACCGGGUCCAAUGCUUGCUGGCUCUGCCAGGUUUUUGGCCACAAUUCGAGGGAAGGGCGGGCAUGCUGCAAAGCCGCAUGAAACUAGGGAUCCAGUUUUAGCAGCAUCAUUGGCUAUCAUUUCAUUCCAACAGAUUAUUUCCCGUGAAACCGAUCCUCUAGAGGCCAGGGUGGUCUCUGUUGGGUUCAUUGAGGGUGGCAAAGCAGGAAAUGUAAUCCCAGAGACAGUGAGAUUUGGAGGCACUCUCCGGAGCAUGACUUCAGAAGGUUUAUCCUACCUUAUGCAAAGAAUUAAAGAGGUGAUUGAGAUGCAAGCAGCAGUCCAUCGAUGCACUGGUACAGUAGACUUCAUGGAGGAAAAAUUGAAGCCUUACCCAGCAACUGUCAACGAUGAAGAAAUGUACAGUCAUGGAAAAAGGGUUGGAGAAAGUUUGCUUGGGGAACCCAAUGUCCACCUUCUUCCUCUGUUUAUGGGAGCGGAGGACUUCAGCUUCUACUCACAGAAGAUGCCUGCUGCAUUUUUCAUGAUUGGGGUAGCAAAUGAAACGCUCAAAUCAGGCGGACGGCUGCACUCACCCUACUUGGUUAUCGACGAGGAGGUUCUUCCCAUUGGAGCAGCUCUCCAUGCUGCCGUAGCCAUUUCUUACCUGGAUGGCCGCCAUCUUGCCGAGGCUCGUUAAGGACUGGGAUGGAAAAUCAUUGGGAAAAAUAAUAUUUUUCUUUAAAAUUUGUCAAAGAGAAGAAAUUAAAGCAUGCGAGUACGUUCAAUUAUCAAUGUAUUAUUUGUAAAUAUUGGAGAGAUAAACACAUGGAAAAGAAUAUGUGUAAAUAUUCUAGCCCUAAUCUCAUCUUAUCCUUUUAGAAAAAUGUUACCUUGUGU